CGGGAAAGAUCUAAUAGCUUUAAGUUAGAUUGAUGAAUAAACAAAAGACAUGACAGAUGAAUUUACACCAUGCUUGCAAGCAUGUUUGCGAAUGAAAACGGUAUAAUAUUGAUACAGUGCAUAUCAAAAAUUGUGUAUUACUUUGUGUUUUAUGUGUAAUAUAUGUAUAGGAAGCAAAUAAAUGUUUUUUAUGUGAAGUGGCAACAUUUGUCAGAUAUCAGACUUAUCAAUUUUAAGUAAUCUUGUUACUAUGAUUUUAAAUUGAUCAAAUUAAAUUUCGAUCGAACGGGUAUUGAAAAGUUAAUACUAAACAAUAAUAAUUAAAAAAAAUUUAAUAUCUGUGUAGUCAUAGUCGUUCUAUCAUGACAAAGGAUAGAUUAGCUGCCCUUCACGCUGCGCAGUCAGACGAUGAAGAGGCGGAAGAUGUUGCUGUUAAUGUUGAUGGGCACGAUUCCUAUAUGGAUGAUUUUUUUGCUCAAGUUGAAGAAAUAAGAGGCAUGAUUGACAAAGUUCAAGAUAAUGUUGAAGAAGUAAAAAAAAAACAUUCCGCCAUUUUGUCCGCUCCGCAGUCUGAUGAAAAGACAAAACAGGAACUUGAAGAUUUAAUGGCUGACAUUAAAAAAAAUGCAAAUCGUGUCCGUGGUAAACUUAAAGGUAUUGAACAAAAUAUUGAACAAGAGGAACAGCAAAACAAAUCUUCUGCCGAUUUACGUAUACGUAAAACUCAACAUUCCACACUUUCACGAAAAUUUGUUGAAGUGAUGACCGAGUAUAAUCGUACGCAAACGGAUUAUAGAGAACGUUGCAAGGGAAGAAUACAACGACAAUUAGAAAUUACCGGACGUGCAACAACUAAUGAAGAAUUGGAAGAUAUGUUAGAACAAGGUAAUCCAGCUGUUUUUACUCAAGGCAUCAUAAUGGAAACUCAGCAAGCAAAACAAACUCUUGCCGAUAUUGAAGCAAGACAUGCAGAUAUAAUGAAAUUGGAAACUUCAAUUAAGGAGUUACACGAUAUGUUUAUGGAUAUGGCAAUGUUAGUAGAAUCUCAAGGAGAAAUGAUCGAUCGCAUAGAGUAUCAUGUUGAGCAUGCAAUGGAUUAUGUACAAACUGCCACACAAGACACGAAGAAAGCGCUUAAAUAUCAAAGCAAAGCUCGACGAAAGAAAAUUAUGAUUUUAAUAUGCUUGACAGUUUUGGGUAUCAUAGUCGCUGCAUAUGUUAGCAGUUAUUUUAUAAUGAAAAAAUAAUAAGCUACAAAAAUAUAU
Teleopsis dalmanni is the source of this 1265-nucleotide messenger RNA. RefSeq names its product syntaxin-1A (gene Syx1A). Gene Ontology annotation, biological process: intracellular protein transport; exocytosis; synaptic vesicle fusion to presynaptic active zone membrane. Gene Ontology annotation, cellular component: endomembrane system; synaptic vesicle; presynaptic active zone membrane. The transcript has 3 exons. Gene Ontology annotation, molecular function: SNAP receptor activity; SNARE binding. The coding region runs from base 363 to 1247 and encodes 294 amino acids. Lineage: Eukaryota; Metazoa; Arthropoda; Insecta; Diptera; Diopsidae. The record is from RefSeq and is a predicted model, not a curated record.